CCGGUCCACUGGGCAUGGAGGGUGGAAUCAUCUCCAACCAGCAGAUAACGGCCUCCUCCACUCACCGAGCUCUCUUCGGCCUCCAGAAAUGGUACCCCUACUUUGCCCGGCUGAAUAAGAAGGGCCUUGUGAACGCCUGGACCGCUGCCGAGAAUGACAGAUGGCCCUGGAUUCAGAUUAACCUACAGAGGAGGAUGCGGGUCACAGGAGUGAUAACCCAAGGAGCCAAGCGCAUCGGGAGCCCAGAAUAUGUUAAGUCGUACAAAGUGGCCUACAGCGACGACGGAAAGACCUGGAGGACAUACAAAGUCAAGGGCACAGAUGAAGAUAUAAUCUUCCGUGGGAAUAUUGAUAACAACACUCCGUUUGCCAACUCCUUCACCCCUCCUAUCGAGGCUCAGUAUGUGAGGAUCUACCCGCAGGUGUGCAGGAGACACUGCACUCUUCGCAUGGAGCUCCUGGGUUGUGAGCUCACGGGGUGUUCGGAGCCAAUGGGGAUGAAGUCUGGCCACAUUCAGGACUACCAAAUCACGGCCUCCAGCAUCUUCAGAACUCUUAACAUGGACAUGUUCACCUGGGAACCUGGGAAAGCAAGACUGGAUAAACAAGGCAAGGUCAAUGCCUGGACAUCUGGACACAGUGACCAGUCCCAGUGGCUGCAGGUUGACAUGCUUCGGCCAACAAAAAUCACAGGCGUUAUUACCCAGGGGGCUAAAGACUUUGGACACGUUCAGUUUGUCGGCUCCUACAAGCUGGCUUACAGCAAUAACGGCGAGAGAUGGUUUAUAUAUCAAGACGAAAAACAGAAGAAAGACCGGGUCUUUCAAGGAAAUUUUGAUAAUGACACCCACAGAAAGAAUGUGAUCGAUCCUCCCAUCUAUGCCAGAUUCAUCCGAAUUCUUCCAUGGUCGUGGUACGGAAGAAUCACUUUGCGCGCAGAGUUACUGGGAUGCACUGAGGAAGAGUGAAGACCCCUAUUCAUUUUCCCUUUGCAACACUUUGGUCCAUAUUCAAUAUAAACUGUGCUUGUAAAACAUGUACAAUUAAAAUUGGUUUCAUCUCAUCUGAAUUUUCCAUUUUUGUAAUAUUAUGAUUCGUUUUAUGUUUUAUUCCUAAAGAGGUUGAAUUUAGUUAUCACUCAUGCCCUGCUUUUUUGUCCUUUUAUGGUCUGUGCCACUUAUUGAAAUCCUUUUUGUUUCUUUUAAGCCAAUUAGAGGGUGGGGCUAUUUCACUGUGGUUUUCGCAGUGGAACAAAAGCCACUGUACAGUGUCACUUUAAACCAGAACAAAAAAUGACAUGCAAUGCUUUUUUGGCCAUAAUCAAACACAUAACAGAAAAGACUAACUUUAAUAUGUAAAAUAUCUUUCUACUUUCAUUUUAACAGCAGGCUUGACUGAAGUUAUACCACAACUGACACUGACGCUGUUGUGUGGACAAAAAAUAUGAUGGUAUUGUAUUAUAUGUAAAACGUAAAAUAACUGCAUGAUGCAAAAAUGAAUAGAAGUAUAAGAAAACAAGAUGUAUACGUUCAAAUUAAAGCAUUUCGUAGAUAAUUUUUAUCGAUCAUUUCAAAUUUUUAUUAUCUGUUUUCCUAUACUUUUCUAGACAGUUACAUGGCCCAUGACGUGAUGACAUGCCAUAAUAAAGGCAACACUAUAGAACUGGAAGCACCUACAAAUCUUAACUAAUUUCACACACAUAGACAACUGUUGAAAAGUUAGGUAAAGGUACAUUCACCUGUAGGUUGUUACAGAGGCAGUCUGUAACAAUGACAGAUACAUUUUUAAGAAAAUAAUGUU
Molecule: messenger RNA, 1800 nt
Organism: Sinocyclocheilus grahami
Lineage: Eukaryota; Metazoa; Chordata; Actinopteri; Cypriniformes; Cyprinidae
Gene: edil3a
Product: EGF-like repeats and discoidin I-like domains 3a
Exons: 6
Coding region: 15-968 (317 amino acids)
Cellular component (GO): plasma membrane
Molecular function (GO): signaling receptor activity
Source: RefSeq, a predicted model, not a curated record